UGCUCCCUUUGUGCCAUCUGGGACCACGGAGAAGCCUAGCAGUUGAACCGUUGCUAGAGUUGUAAUGAAGAAGGAGAGAGACUCAGAUGGAGGAAGUAAGCCGUGGGAUUUGAGCAAAAGGAUUUUCCGGACACCAAAGCCAUUUGUUCCUUGCCAGAGAGUUUGGCCACAGAGAGUCGCCAAGAUAGCUGGGCCAGGAAGAAAGCGCCGCACCCCUGACCCAGACUCCAUUACCUAUCCCGGGGGACUCUGGGUGUUAACCAAGCGGCUAAAGAUGUCCGGCGGUACCGGUGCCGCAGGCCAAAGGAGGGCAUCCCAGGGGCUGGAGGACGCCACCAACAAGAAGAAGCAGAAGGAUCGAGCUAACCAGGAGAGCAAGGAGGGGGAGCGGCCUGCCGCCACAGGCCCUAAGAGAGGACCAGCCCCUGGCUCAGAGUUGCACUCCCAGGAGGAGCAAGUCCUGGAGGAAGACCUGCUGCUAGACUGGAAGCAGAAUGCUGAUGAGGUGAUCGUCAGGCUACACGUGGGACCCAAGCCACUGCGGCUGGAGGAGGUGGAUUUAGCCUUCACGGAUACCGACUGCGUGGUCCGGCUGCCAGAUGGCCGGCAGUGGAGCUGUGUGUUUCACGAGGAGAUCGAGAGCUCGUGCAGCAAAGUGCAAUACCGCAAGGGUGGCUUCCUGCAGCUGGUGCUGCACAAGAAGAUCCCACUUCUGUGUUGGCCCUCCUUGCUGAAACAGAAGAGACCCUGUGGCCGGGACUGUGGCACCCUCUGUAAGGAGAAUGAGCAGGAGCCACCCUCCAACCCAAAGAAGCCCGGCCAGGUGGCCGGCCCCGAACCCCAGCAGGGGAAGCAAGAGUCCCGCAACCAGAAGCGGGCCCAGGGCCGUAGCGAGAUCGGGGCCGGGAUCGGAUCUGGGGCCCCGGUGGGGCCCAGCGCCAAGCGGGCCGUGCACCUCAGCGGAGCCAGGGAAGGGCAGGUGGAGCCUGGGGCCCGCAAGGGCAACCUGGGCCCCCGAAGGGAUGCGGCCCCCGCUACCGACCCUACGACUCAGGCAGCAGCAGUGGCGCAGGAGGCAGUUCCCCGGGAACCUCGCCGUGGGAGAGAGAAGCGAGUUUCCUCACCAGGGGCCCCGCUGGAGGAGGACAAGGUGGCGAUGGCGGCGGUGAUCCCCAAGGGAAGUGAGGCCUCCCCGGCCGUUCCCCGGGGGCGAGACGACGAAAAGGGAGAUGAACUGAAGGAGGUGGCAGCCCUGGAACCCCCAGCUGGUGAUGAGCCUGAACCAAUGGUGAGCCUGGCCUUUGUGAAAAACGACUCGUACGAGAAAGGUCCCGACGCGAUGGUGGUGCACGUGUACGUGAAGGAGAUCUGCAGGGAGACCUGCCGCGUGCUGUUUCGUGAGCAGGACUUCACCCUUGUCUUCCAGACCAGCGACGUGAACUUUUUGCGGUUGCAUCCGGGCUGUGGGCCCCACACGGUCUUCCGCUGGCAGGUGAAGCUCAGGAACCUUAUCGAGCCAGACCUGUGCGAGUAUCACUUUACUGUCACCCGAAUCAACAUCUGCCUUAAGAAGCGGCAGAGCCAGCGCUGGGCGGGGCUAGAGGCCCCUUCCACACGAGGUGCAGUGGGUGGUGCAAAGGUUGCUGGGCCAUCUGGCCCAACUCCCCUGGAAAAAACUCCACCUGGUGGCACCCCACACCCCCUCUCCGGCAAGGAGGAGGCCCGAGGUGGGGAGAAGGAGAAGCCCCCCACUGAGGACUCCCCGGGACUGGAGGGGGUGGCGGCCCGGAUGGCGUCGGAGCAGCCCGUCGCUGUGAAGCAAGAGCCGAACGUUGCUUUGCCCAAGCCCACGUGCAUGGUACCCCCCAUGCCGCACAGCCCGGUGAGUACUGAGAGCGUGGAGGAGGAGGAGGAGGAGGAGAAGAAGGUGUGUCUGCCCGGCUUCACCGGCCUCGUGAACCUGGGGAACACCUGCUUCAUGAACAGUGUCAUCCAGUCCCUCUCUAACACCCGCGAGCUCCGGGACUACUUCCACGAUCGCUUGUUUGAAAUGGAGAUCAACUACAGUAACCCUCUGGGCACGGGCGGGCGCCUGGCCAUCGGCUUUGCGGGGCUUCUGCGGACGCUGUGGAAGGGCACCCACCAUGCCUUCCAGCCCUCUAAGCUGAAGGCCAUCGUGGCGGGCAAAGCCAGCCAGUUCACAGGCUACGCCCAGCACGAUGCCCAGGAGUUCAUGGCGUUCCUCUUGGACGGCCUCCACGAGGACUUAAACCGCAUCCAAAACAAGCCUUACACCGAGACCGUUGAUUCGGAUGGGCGGCCGGACGAGGUGGUGGCUGAGGAGGCCUGGCAGCGGCACAAAAUGAGGAACGACUCAUUUGUUGUGGACUUGUUCCAGGGCCAGUAUAAGUCAAAGCUGGUCUGCCCCGUGUGCACCAAGGUUUCCAUCACUUUUGACCCUUUUCUGUACCUGCCAGUGCCCUUGCCCCAGAAACAAAAGGUACUCAUUGUCUACUACUUUGCCAAGGAGCCUCACAAGAAGCCAGUUAAGUUCUUGGUAAGCAUCAGCAAAGAAAAUUCCAGCGCUAUGGAGGUCCUUGACUCGCUGGCCCACAGCGUCCAUGCGAAGCCGGAGAACCUGCGCCUGGCUGAGGUGUCUAAGAACCGUUUCCACCGCAUAUUCCUGCCCUCCCACUCACUGGACGCCAUCUCCCCUUCGGACCCACUGCUGUGCUUCGAGGUGCUGUCGGCAGACCUGGCCAAAGAGCGUGUCGUCGUGCUUCAAGUCCAGCAGCGCCCCCAGGUACCCAGCGUUCCCAUCACCAAAUGUGCGGCCUGCCAGAAGAAGCAGCAGCCGGAGGAUGAAAAACUGAAGCGCUGCACCCGCUGCUACCGCGUUGGCUACUGUAACCAGGUUUGUCAGAAGACACACUGGCCAGAUCACAAAGGCCUCUGCCGUCCUGAGAACAUCGGCUUGCCCUUUCUCGUCAGUGUGCCCGAGUCCCGCCUCACGUAUGCCCGCCUCUCCCAGCUGCUGGAAGGCUUCGCAAGGUAUUCAGUGAGUGUGUUCCAGCCACCCUUCCAGCCGGGCCGGGUAUCUCCAGAGCAGGGCUCACAAACCUCGAAUUCUGAGAAACUGGACUCGCUGACCAAGAACGCCUGUGCCGCCAGCACCCAAGGACUGGGGGAUGGGGACCAAGACCUUCACCUCCCCAUGGAAUCACAGGCGUCCGCUCUGGCCCCUGAACUGCGCCCCGAGCAGGGAAGUGGAAUUGCCCUGAGAAGCCGGGCACCCCUUGACCGAAGCUCCCUGCUGAGCCCUGCCGCCUCAGGCUUCUCUGAGCAGGCAACCAGCUCGCUCAGUGAGGGCAGCCUCCCAAGGGAGUCCACUGGUGAGAAAGGAUUCAAGCCUGAAGCUGUAGUUCCAGGGUACCAGCAGCCCACUGAGGGUGUGGGCUCCCACACCCCUCAGUUCUUCAUCCACAAAAUCGAUGCCAACAAUAAAGAACAGAAGCUGGAAGAUAAAGGUGAGGUCCCUCUGGAGCUGAGCGAUGACAGCAGCUUGGCCUUGAUCUGGAAGAACAAUGAGCGGCUAAAGGAGUUUGUGCUGGUCGGCUCCAAGGAGCUGGAGUGUGUGGAAGACCCUGGCUCGGCCAGUGAGGCCGCUCGGGCCGGCCACUUCACGCUGGAGCAGUGCCUCAACCUCUUCACCAAGCCUGAGGUGCUGGCCCCCGAGGAAGCCUGGUACUGCCCCAAAUGUAAGCAGCACCGUGAAGCCUCAAAGCAGCUGAUGCUCUGGCGUCUGCCCAACGUGCUCAUCAUUCAACUCAAGCGCUUCUCUUUCCGAAGCUUCAUUUGGAGGGACAAAAUCAAUGACAUGGUGGAGUUCCCUGUCAGGAAUCUGGACCUGAGCAAAUUCUGCAUUGGCCAGAAAGACGACCAUCAGCUGCCCACCUAUGACUUGUAUGCUGUCAUCAACCAUUAUGGGGGCAUGAUUGGGGGACACUACACCGCCUAUGCGCGCUUGCCCAAUGACAAGAACAGCCAGCGCAGUGAUGUGGGCUGGAGGCUUUUUGACGACAGCACAGUCACCACGGUGGAUGAGAGUCAAGUGGUGACCCGCUAUGCCUACGUCCUCUUUUACCGUCGGCGGAACUCUCCUGUGGAGAGACCCCCGCGGGGGCUUCUCACCGAUCACCGCCCUGACCUGGGGUCUGCAGCUGCUGAGGCUACCGCCAGCCAGAGAGCGAACGCCAAACCCUUUGCGUCUGGCCGGGACUCCGAGGCGGCGGCUCCUGCACUGACAUCCGACGGGGUCACCGAGCUCUUCCCCCACGCUGUGGACCGGCUGGAACGGCCCACCCCCACCUACGGCAACAUGGCGAAGGUUGACUAAGAAGAAGCCCGUGGAUUCCUAGGUGCCCGGUUCUGUGGUGGCAGGGGCUGCCGGAUGUUUCAAGUGAAGGCAGGUUUUCUGUUUUGUUUUGUUUUUUGUAUAUGGAAAGGGUUUGCUGCUUUCCCCCACCAGCCCUCCCUGAGCCAGCUGAUGGCCACCAGAGUCUCCUUCGGGCACCUGUCACCUCGUUCUCCCCACAGCAGGGGCUGGGAUGGGAAGCGAAGGAGGCUGCCUUGUCCGUGUGCUGCAGGGGCCAGAAGGAAAGGGAGAGCCCUGGCCACAGCUGUCCCCCACGCCCUCUCCUUCUCUCUUUCCUUCCCUCUCCAUCCCCGAGGUGAUCUGGAUCUUAGCACAGUCGGUCUCCUGAUGCACGGUCCUAUCCUGCACCUUUAAGUGGCUUCCCUUUCUUCCAAUAAAGUUCAGUUAUGAGAAGAGGGUGAUCUCUGUCCUCCUCGUGUGGGGGCUAAGCGACUGGGCUGUCCUGCCCACCUGAUUAAGAAGAUGGCUGAUUAAGGAGCUGAGGUGGCUGGGCUUCAACAGCCGGUUAGUGAGGUUGCCCCUGCCCUUCCCCAGCCCCAUCCCUUUCCAAAUCUUCACCCCGUGCCCCUACAUCAGGGCCAGAGCUGAAUCCUUCUCCGCAGACCGGGGUCAGGGACUGAGCCCACAUGGCAGCCAUGUCCUCCCAAAGCCAAUCCAAGCACAGGCCCUGGGCUCAUAAGGCUCUGAACUCCCAACUUUAGCCCCCUCCCUUCCCCUCUUUCUUCACGCCCGCUCCCAUCUUCACCUGGUAGCUUGAAGGUGGCCAAGUCCUGGUCCUGGGCAUUCCCAGGCUGGAGCUGUGGACAGGAGGUGCCCAUGCCUCCCGUUCUGUCUGGGUUCAAAAUUUUUCGGUUGUCCUCUCAACUCUUUCUGACUUGCGUUAUAAUUUUAUUUGAAUUACUGUAUUUUUUUUUUUUUUUGCAUUUGGAAGUGAUUGCUGCUGUCUAAAUAUAUUUUAAAAAAUAAACUAUUGUAACACCACCGUGCCGGUGGACGGAAAGGACCACCUGCAGAGAUAGGCAAAGGGAGGGGCAGGAGACUACCCCUUUCAGGAAAUAUUACUUCAGGUAGAGAUGUUCUGACUUCUGAUUUGAUUUCUGGUUAAAAGUCCAUUGCAUAACGAAAUCCAAAUGGAGUCGUUUAAAUCCCUAAGUAGAAGCUGGUUACUGUUAGGAGGCCGUGUGGGAGAGGCUUACGAAUUUCUGAGCCCGUGGCACAGCGCUGGCCGAACGGGGAGGGAGUGUUUGUUCCCUGAGCCCCAGUAGCCAGCCUUCUGAAAAAAAGACGGGCCAACUGGGCCCUGGCUGCUUCCCCCACCAUCUGCAAGUGCGGUUCUGAAAAUCCUCGGAAAGCGGCAGCAAGCUUGGGGCGGGGACCCGAGCAUGACCCCCUCAGGUUAUUCCUACCUCAGAGGGAGGGCGUUAGGUUCCUGGGCAUACCUGGGGGUGACCGAUCUUUUCAAGUGGCUGCCUGGGUCGUUUCGCCCAGUAAAGUAGUUGCAGUCCCCCGUAAACUUGCAGUGCCGCUCUGCCCGGCUGAAUCACCUUAACUUGUUAGGGUCCCACUUCCCCCUAUUCAGAGAAGAGGUCUGUGGCCAAGACCCAUGGCAUUGCCCCCGCGCCCCCUGAUACAACUGAGCGGAGGAGGCCCAUCUCUGCUCUCAUGCUUCCAGUUCAGGGCCUGUGUGUAACCUGUUGGACUUCCGCUGCACCUUCCCCAUCUUGAGGGAAGCCCUACUGGUUCAUUAUGAUUAUUAUUGUUGUUGUUGUUAUUAUUGUAAUUGUUAAGCAUUUACUAUGU
Molecule: messenger RNA, 6235 nt
Organism: Tachyglossus aculeatus (Australian echidna)
Lineage: Eukaryota; Metazoa; Chordata; Mammalia; Monotremata; Tachyglossidae
Gene: USP19
Product: ubiquitin specific peptidase 19
Exons: 27
Coding region: 65-4396 (1443 amino acids)
Biological process (GO): protein deubiquitination
Molecular function (GO): cysteine-type deubiquitinase activity
Source: RefSeq, a predicted model, not a curated record